GAAGGUACUUUCACUGCCGUGGAAGUUGAUCGUAUUCAACAGUGUGAAGUGACGUGUAGCACCGUGGACAUCUCAGCCGGAUACCUGCCUGAACUUCCCAAAGUGUGAGAAGACUCGUGACUGCAUCCCUGGAUGUGUUUUUAAAGCUGUCCGGAAUUGUUUGAGCUUCACCUUUAACCAAACAAGUUGAUAUCCGGAAACUCAGAGCGCGAAGAUCAGCGGGUUUGUUAGCCUACAAGCUAACAGGAGGAACAGUGUUUGUACCUGAAGUGUCCGUUAUGUAAGUCAGAGAGAUUCUCACCUGAACCAAAACAUGGAAGACAACAGAAAGGACCUCUAUGAGCGUCACUGAUGCGUCUGUAAUCCCUCAGCUGUUAGCUCGCUAACAUUAACACACCACCGUGUCUGAGCAGGUAGGAGGUCCGAGAGCUCUCUGCUGUCAAGAUGAGCUCUCUGCUCCGAGGAGAGGAGAUGUGUUUGGCCCAGCUGUUCCUGCAGUCCGGAUCCGCUUACGACUGCAUCAGUGAACUCGGAGAACUGGGACUGGUGGAGUUCAGAGACGUGAGUCCUUUAAUGCAAAAACUUGACCUCUUAAAACAGCAGAGUAGGGGAGACUGGGGUAGGUUGAGCCAAAGGGUAAGUGGAGCCACCCCCUGUUGAUUGGAAAUGGUCAAAGAAAUUGAUCAUGUGACCAAAUAUUUAGGAGAUGGGCAUCAAUUCAUGGAGUCUGUGAAGGUUAGAAGCACAUGGAUGAAGGGGUUAGACACUUAUUUACAAAAAAACAUGUUUCUCUCUUGAAGUAAGUUUGAUUAGAAUUGUGUUCAGACCAAAAACGAUCAUUUUAAAUUUGUUUUAUACAUCAAUUGUGGUAUCUACGAGCUACAACAUGAGGUCAAAAACCUAACAUAAAAGUCCACCAUUUUAGUUUAGAGGACUAAUAAAGUCAUCAUAGUAGUUCUGGGGUAAGUGAGAAAGUAAAGGAGUCUGAUGAGAGGAUCAGAGUUUUUGUUCAGAUUGUUGAAAUAUUUUUACUUUUUCUUUUCAAAAAUACAGCUGUGAAUGUUCUGAAUCACUUAAAGACAUUCUCAUGACUUUUUACAAAAUAGCUUUUUCGCAGUUAUAUACAAUAAUAAAAAGAAUUAUGGUACCAGUUGAAUAGUGUAUAAUACAUAAAAAAUGCACACGAAUGUGAAGAAGUGACUGUUAUUUAGGGAGAGAGAAGGUGAGGGAGGGCUGGGGAGGAGAGUGGGGGGGUAGUAGGUAGGCCUGGGCGAUUAUAUGAUCGAGGUUAAUGAUCGUGAUAAAUUUCAGUUCAAUCACGGUGAUCAGCUGUGAGCUUAUUUACUCGAUCAAACAUUGUGAAAAUGUGCAUCACAACAGCCAAUCAGAGUCAAGCUUUUCCUGCUCACUUCUGUAAGUUGCCAGAGAAGUGAACAGAGUAACCUAACAUGGAGCUGAGGGCAGGAAAAUAGAUGUCAGCCAUGACUUUGAGUUAUCCUCCGAAGAUGUUGUUGUUGAGAAGAAAAGUUAUUUAACGUCUUGUUUAGUAUUUAUCUUUUUAUUUUUUUAGUUUCAGUACAGAUGCUUUAAAACUGGCAGUUACAAAAAAUCGGGAUAAUAAUCGCGAUCAGACAAUACGAUAAAGUAAAGCGUGAUCAUCUUUUUGGCCAAGUCGCCCAGUCCUAGUAGUCGGUUUGAGUGCAGCUCUGACUAAUGAUUGAAGACCCUCUGAGGUGACGAACCAGAGCAUGUAGUUGGCGAGUAUUUCCAUAAUAAAACACCAUAGUCGUCGAUCUUUCCUUUCUUGAAUUUACUUGGAGGUUUACUUUGCAUAACAAAACGAUACAUUUUACAGAUAAUAAUGAAGAAAUCGAGACUCGAUGUAAACACAGUCAAAACUAUUGUGCUCUCAAAGACCCACAGCUGCACUAAUUACCCAAGAAAAAGCGGCAGGUCUCACAUUGCAUGUCUCCUCCAAUAGGAGAGCUGCAGUAGUAAUUGGCUUCAAUUAUACUAGUACAAUUAUACAACUAGUACAAUUAUCAGUAGUGCACAAAUGGCUCUAACAGUAGGGAUACGGCUCAACUUACCCCGCUCCUAUGGUCAACUUACCCCAAACAUGGGGCAGACCACUUUUUUUUGUCAUGCUACAUUAUCAAGACAGUUCUGUUUACACUCAUUCUGUUGGUUUGCAGGGAUGAACAACAUCUUGAAAUAUAUGCAGAUACACAAGUUAGAGACAAAACUAUGAUUGUCUUGAUGUAGUGAUCUGAAAUAUGAGAAAUGGCUCAUCUUACCCCACUCUCCCCUACAGCAGAGUUUACAAACACAGGAACAGUCACUAAUUUCUUAUUCACACACGACCUGCACCUUUGUAACUGUAGUUACCAACUUUACAUCAGUCUGUCUUCUAAGAUACUGAAGGAUCCAGCAGAUCAUAGAUAAGAGCAGCUGUUUAAGUGUCCCACACAUGUGCUCACUGUGAGGUUUAUGGUGAUUUGUCCUCGGCUUGCUGACUUGGCUCAAUGAUUAGUUGUGGCUCAGAGAGUUUAUCUCUCAAGUCUUUGCUGACUCUGUUUCUUCCUCCUCUUUCAGCUCAACCCCUCAGUUAACUCAUUCCAGCGGAAAUAUGUCAAUGAGAUUAAAAAAUGUGAAGAAAUGGAGAGGAUCCUCGGUAAGAAUAUUUCCACCUUUUAUUUUCUGUUUACUAUUUAAGCUCAAACCUUGGGAAGUUCAGUUUGUUUCAGACAAAGUUGGGAACAUUUUUUGGCACAGACGCCUCACUUCACUAAAUUUUAAACUGCUGAACCUGCAGUCAUGAGAAAUGUCAGCUGGUUGUAGAUUUGGUUGAAUGAAAUGCUUGGUUAACUGAAGCCUCCAUUAUUAGAUUAAAUGAAGAGACAGACUCACUGUCAGACAUUUAAGCCAAAAAGACAAUCCAGCCCAGUGUUAUUCAAAGUCCAGUUAAAGUACUUUGAGACCUUUUUUAGUUGUUCUUCUUGUCUUACGAAUGAUUGUCCUUUAACUUUAACAGGAUACCUGCUGAGAGAAGUUAAAAAAGCAGAUAUUUCACUUCCAGAGGGAGACGUGAACCCUGUGGCUCCUCUACCAAAGCACGUUAUGACAAUAAUGGUUUGUACAGUCAUUUAUAAUAAGUAGGAAUUACAAAUUCUUGGGCUGCUAACGUCUGCGAAAAUCUGUAUUUUCUAUUUGAAAUGUUUAAUUUUGUAACACAGUUAAAUCUCUGUGUGUGUGUUUUACAGGAGCAGCUGCAGAGGCUUGAAGUGGAGUUAGGUGAAGUGACCAGGAAUAAAGAGAAGCUGCAGAGGAAUCUGCUGGAGCUGACUGAAUAUACACACAUGCUGAGAAUCACCCGCAACUUUGUCCAGAGACCUUCUGACGUUAGUGUAUCACUCUGAACCGUCAAAACACACUUUUUAACACAUAUCUAACAUACAGCACUAUCGUUUAUGGUUUGAUUUAUUUUAAUAUUCACCUGCCUGUUCUUUGUGCUCAUCUUUAGCGAGAGCCCCUCCAAGUCCAGUAUGAGGAGUUUCCCUUCCUAGAAAAAGACACCAUGAUGGACUACAGCAGCAUGCAGAGGCUGGGAGCCAAACUGGGGUGAGGGAUACUCUUCUACCACCCAUACAAGCUUCAUGUUAUUGUUUGUAAAUUCAGUGUAGAGUUCAUAUCAGGCACUUUUCAUUUGUUGUCUUCUUGUCGCUACACUCACUCACUGACAUACUUUGAAAACACAGCUCACACACACACACACACACACGCACACGCACCCUCGCGCUUGUUGGCAAGAUCUGAAAAUGCAGCUGUGGCUCUUGGCCAAUGACAGUUUGCUCGCACAAACAUCCAUUGUUUACUGUAUUAAAAAGUCGUUUGUGUGGGGAACAGUUUCGACUUGAUGGAAGAAACGAAAAUUUGACUGAAUGUGAGUUUUAAUUGACUCUAAGAUCCAGUGACGGUGAACGUUCAAAGGAAAAGGCAGCUAAUCUCAAAGUCUCAUUUCCUGUAAUCACUACAAAGGCACUCUGUGAAAAGAUCAGAGCCGAGCAGGCAGACUGGGUUUGACUCAGCAGAGCACAAAGUCACAUUAAUAUACAACCCCAACAACAAAAGAGUGGAAAAUUUGAUGGUUUAUGAAUGAUUAAUCAAGACGAACUGAAAUUGGUGCAAAUAAAGCAAAUCAGAUGUUGAAACUGAAACUUAUUCUAUGAAUUUUUUUCCUUUUAUGAAGAUUUUAGGCUAAUUUUAAAACUGAUGCCGGCAACAUGUUUGUUUUUAUUUUAAAAGUUUGGACAGGGACAUGCCAACAGUGGGUUGCAUUACCUCUUCAUUUGUCAACACACUGUAGACGUUUGGGAAAAGAGCAGAUCAGUUCCUGGAGUUUCGCAAGUUUAAUAAUGUUUCAUUCUUGCCUGAACGAGGAUUUCAGUUACUCAACAGCUCUGGGUCAUGAGGUACAAAAUGUUAUUAAUAUGUGACAAGUUAGGGCUGCAUGUAGACCAGUAGAGCUUUCAAAUGCUGUUCUAAUACAUGCAGAAUGUAGUUUAGCAUCUUCUUGCUGUAUUAAGCAAAGUCUCCCUGGAAAAUAAGCAACCAGUGAGGUAAGGUGGUAAGGUGGUAAGGUGGUCCCUCCCAUCUCCCCCAUGAAUUCCAAAAAAAAAGUCAAAUUUUGAUUUGUUAGACCACGGGAAAGUUUGAUCCAUAAAAGGACUCUGGCCUGGAGAGGUCACCCGUGGCAACUCGUGUUUAUAAAUGACUUCCUCUUUGCAUGGUAAAGCGACAAACUGUGAUCAAAGAUGACAGUUUUUAGAUGCAAUUUUGAGCCCAUGCAGUGAAUUCUAGUGCAGAGUCAUGUCUGAUUUUUGAAGCAGUGCUGCCUAAGAGCCUGAACACUUAAUAAAUCUUGUAAUGAUAAUAUAAUCUGUAGAUGAUAUUUUCCUUAUUUUCAGUUGGACUUUUUCAACGAUUUUCAAAACAUCCAAUUGUGUUUUUUUCUCAGUGUCCCACCUCCUCCAGAGUCCCAUUUAUAAAACUGUUCAGGUCAGAGUCACAGAUACUGUGAUGUUAACUGGACUGUUCAGAUAUACUUGUGUCAGUGAUGACGUCCACACUUGCGAACACACUCAGCCCCUCACCAAAGAUUAACCCGGGAAACUUUCAUGCCUGUUAAUUAUUUUGAAACUGUGUGUUUUAAAGUUUGAAUGAUAAUGUGGAGACGUUUGUAAGAGUUCAACGUGAAAAAAAGGAUUUAUAGCAGAUUUCAUGUGGAAGAUAUUCUUGUUUUAAUUCAGUUUGGAGUCGGAUUAACCCUUUUUGAAAGCUGAAAAUGUGAUCAUGUAGCAUUAAAUUGAUCCAGUGUUGAUCUUAGUGUUUUUUAAAGAUAUUUUCAAGUAAUCAGAUAAAAGUUAUCAUAAAGAUUUGAGCUUCCCUGUGGUCUUAAAGUUCUCCUGGUUUUCUUGCAGUUUCAUCUCUGGGCUCAUUCAGCGGGCGAAGAUCGAGGCCUUUGAGCGGAUGCUUUGGAGGGUUUGCAAAGGCUACACUAUACUCAGCUAUGCUGAGGUGGAGGAGUACUUAGAAGAUCCCAGCACGGUACGCUGCACUUACAUGACUAUAGUUGUGUCUUUACUUCACUGCAGUGAGAGAGGAAAGUGUCCUCAGAGACUUUUGUAUGAAUGACAUGUUUUGUCUUUAUCUUACCUCCUGGGUCAGGGUUCGAAGGUUCUUAUCUCUAAACAUCAAAAUAACAAAUCUUCUUGAUAUAGACUCGAUAAUUUUAUUUAUUUAGCUGUAAAUCUGUUUUGAUAAUUCACUUUAGGUUCCAUACAAAGAAUCUCUGUGAGGAGAUCAGAACCAAAGUUUUGUGUAUGUGACAUUUUUGGGACUAAUGUAAGUUUCUGUUUCCAGAGUUUUCUAGAUUGAAUUAAAAUUGAAGUUCAGUGUAAAAAAUGAAACCCUGGAGCAGAUUAAACUAUCAUCAAAAACACUCGGGAUACAGAACAUUAAGAAAUAUUCCAGCUCUGUUUGUGUUGUCUAUAUUUUAGAUAUUGAUGCAGAAGUAUGUGGGUCAGUUAACACAGAUAUAUAUUCUUUUGGUUUUACAGGUUGAAGUUAUCACACCAUCAGCUCAGUCAUUUCCUUUUCUGUGAGCGUUGCCUCAGAGCGAGUGUUGGUAAACUGAAAAACAGGAAAAGAAAAGUCCAGAAACUUGCUGUUCUCAUGAAUGUGGUGAUCUUAUCCGUUCAUAUUGAUGACAGCACUAAUCCACUUAUCCACUCCCUCUGCUCCACCAGAGGGGAGGCAUGCGGGGCUGUGACUGAUCACUUAGGGAAUGUUAGACACACUUAUUCAGAAAAUUGAGAAAAAUUACGAGCAGUCACGCCUUACCUAUUUCACUCUCCAGUUUUCAAACUGCUUGAUUCUAAAAAACAAACGAUUUUGUUGUCUCUGCAUUUGUUGUCUCAGUAUUUUACAUGGCACAUAUUUUCUUAUCUGCUUUCAUCUGCAGGGUGAACCCACCAAAAGUGUGGUGUUCCUGAUCUCCUACUGGGGAGACCAAAUCGGACAGAAAGUGAAGAAGAUCUGUGACUGGUAAUCAAUCAGCAGUUUCCUAAGCUACAAUUAUUGUAAAAUGAAAUAAAUGUUGGAGCAGUUUUUUGUUUUUUUUAAAAGAGUGUAUUAUGUAUUUAUUCCUCCACAGCUACCACUGUCACUUGUACCCGUACCCCAGCAACAACGAGGAGAGGAACGAUGUUGUGGAAGGACUAAAAACUCGCAUUCAGGACCUGCACACGGUACGUCUUAGGGCUGGGCGAUAUGGCUUCAAACCAAUACCACCGUAUAUUGACCAGUUCACCUCGAUAACGAUAAAUGGAGGAUAGCUACUUCUCAAGCUGCUCACCCCCUCCCACCGACGUAGGACAGUGUCUUAAAGGGACAUGAGACCAUAGCCUACACACCUAACCUACACACAUCCAAAACCAACUUUUAUUAUUAUUUUUUUUGACACUGAAUAAAUUGACAUGGACAAAAUGACGCUGGUUACUGUCAUAAAUUUCAGUAUCGGUAAAUUUUCAGUUUAUCGCCCAGCCCUAGUUUGUCUUCAGCUUUUUUGAGGAAUUUAAAAGUGAAUUCAUGACAGAAAAUAUAUUUAUUCUACUCUUGAAUCAAUCUAUGGUAGCACAUGGAUUAUUUAACUAAAAUGUUAGUCUACAAAUCUAAUAUUAUUAAGAGAGUUUAUAAGUUUCUGGAAAUUAAAUAUUCACCCCUCUGUUGUAUCCAGCGAGUCUUUUCACCUCCACCUUUAUAGUUAAAAAAACUAAAAAACAGAACAAACUGAAUGGCUGACUCAUUUUUUUAAAAGAUUAACCCAGUUUUUUUUUUCUUUUUUGUGAGUUUGCUCUGGCAGUUAUUGGGUUUGUCCCAUUUUACCAUGAAGGAUUUGGCAGCUGUAGCCGCUGUGACUGAGAAACAGAAUUGCUCUCACCCUCUGUAGCACAUGACCAACAUGAGACCUCGGCUGAGGGUUGAACUGUUGUUUUUUUUCCUCUUUCAUACAUGCUCUCUCUCACGCCCUCCUUUUCCCUCCUUUUUUUUUGACUGCUCCUCCACAAAAAAACACUCAAAUCUCGUCUGUUAGAAUCACGAGUAUGAAUGUGUCAGUGGGAAUUUUAUGUACAGUAUAAUAAAAUUAUGUGAAAUGCUCCUUUUUGGAAGCUCUUAAAUGUCUUCACUGCUGUCAAAAAACUCUGCACUUCUCUUACUGUGUCCAGGUGCUUCAUAGAACCGAGGACUACCUGAGACAGGUCCUGAUUAAGGCUUCAGAGUCGGUCUACACCUGGGUCAUCCAGGUGAAGAAGAUGAAGGCCAUCUACUACAUCCUGAACUUGUGUAGUUUUGAUGUGACCAACAAGUGUCUGAUCGCUGAGGUUUGGUGUCCCGUCAAUGAUAUUCCCACUCUACGGAGAGCCCUGGAGGAAGGAUCGGUGAGGGAACUCUCCGACUUCACUCUGAACUUUUUUAUCUGAUCAGUAAUCGAGGCGGUUCAUUCAAAUGCAUCAUAAAAGCAGCCGCUGUACUUAAUCUACCCGUUAUUGUUCGAGGGUUUUAGAGAGGGGGAAGGGAAACAGAAACGCCAUUGUUGAUAUUGUGUGUAUUCAGAGUAAAGAAAUAGAUGCCUUAACUGUUGCUACAGAGGUUCUUCUGUACUCUGUCUGGACUCUAAAACUGGCUUCACGCCACAGCUGUGAACCACAAGGAUGUCUUUUUCUCUUUAACUUGCAUGUGCUGCCUGUUUUUAUAAGGCGCUGCCAUGCUGACGUUUUCAUUUCUCAUCUGUUCCCAGAGAAAAAGUGGAGCCACUGUUCCUUCAUUUGUCAAUCGUAUCCCCACCAGCGACACGCCCCCCACCUUGAUAAGGACAAACAAAUUCACGUCAGGUUUUCAGAACAUCGUGGACGCAUAUGGAGUGGGAAAUUACAGAGAGGUUAACCCUGGUGAGAGUAACCCCUGUUUUGUCUUCUCUCUGCAUAUUAACACACGCAUCAGCAGAUCAGACUCCGUGUGCCGCAUGAUAAAGUCCGUUUUAUUACUCGUGAUAAACUGCAGAGCUCAGACCGUUCUAUUCUCACAUAUGCUUCAAAUGUCCUCUUCUCAUUCGAAGCUCCUUUUACAAUCAUCACCUUCCCGUUCCUGUUUGCCGUGAUGUUCGGGGACCUGGGUCAUGGAAUCAUCAUGGCUCUGUUUGCCUUCUGGAUGGUGUUGUAUGAGAACAACCGCAAAGUCAAGAACACCAGGAACGAGGUGAGUUCUGUUUGCACUAUCACUAAUUUCAGGUCUUUUUUUAUUUUUCCAAAUUGAACUGCUUGAGCGAAGCAAACAGCGUGUCAUGAGUGCGUCUGUGCGUGCAUUCAGAUCUGGAACACGUUCUUCGAGGGGCGUUACAUCAUCCUGAUGAUGGGCCUGUUCUCCGUCUACACCGGCCUCAUAUACAACGACUGUUUCUCCAAGUCUUUAAACAUCUUCGGUUCUCGGUGGAGUGUGAAGGCCAUGUUCAAAGCAAAAGUGUGGAAGUAAGUAUUCAGUGCCAAAAAGGAAUAUCCGCGAAACAAAAUAACGCUGUUGAGUGUCAUCCUGAACCACAUGUGCACACCCUUGUGCUUUAUUUUCCCCUUAAUAGGGAUGCAGAUAUCCAUGGAAAUCGGUUACUUACUCUGGAUCCAAAUGUCACAGAUGUUUUCCGCGGACCAUACCCUCUUGGAAUAGACCCAGUAAGUGACGAGUACUGUACGAGUGCUGUAUUAAUGUGGUUCUACAGAGUCUUCAUCAUACUUGCAUCAUCAGAAAAAAGCACGUGUUUGUUUGCUUACCUGCUUCACAAUAACCGUGAGAGUCAGCGCUCAGUGAACCAUGUGUUCAAAUAGUCACUGUCACUUUCUCCUUUCUGAUGCUGUUUCCAAACCUCAGUGUGUCGGAUCAUCGCAGCGAACAGGCUGAUCCAGUGCAGUUUAAUAUGUUAGUACAGUCCUGUGUUUGGAUCGUACCCCAUGUUCAGGGUCACAUUAUACCAAAACCUCUAAACCUCUGAAUCCUGAUGAGACUUGAAUCAGAAUAUUUAAGAAAACUUUUUUUAAAUAGUUGAUGUUUGAUAUGAAAAUGGACGAGGUUUACAUGUAAAUUCAGCUCAACGCAAAUUAAAACAAAAAAAAGGCAGUAAAAAAAAUCCUCAUUGUUGCUUUAAAUCAGGAACAAUCUGGUUUAAUUAGCUGUAAAUUUGUGUUUGUGCUUUAAUUAAAGUUUCCAUAUUGCGUCCGUAAGUGGUUUGCAUAUUAGCAUCUGCUGUCAACAGUUUGAUAUUUGGAUCAUAAUCAAUUGGAUGAAUUUGUCCACACCAAUAAACCAUAAUUAAAUGAUAAAAAGAAUAAAUCCAAACUUUUUUGAACUGCUGAAAUUAGUUUUACUGAACCACUCCAGGUAAAUAAACCUCAACGCCCUCAAUACCAGAAUUUUUGAUCUGAUGAAAUUUGUCUAAAUGUGUCUUUAACAUCAAUUUAUAGAAAACUGUACAUUGUGUAAUACACUGUAUGUUUUUUCUUCCGUAGAUCUGGAACUUGGCGACAAACCGGCUAACAUUUCUGAACUCCUAUAAGAUGAAAAUGUCAGUGAUCAUGGGAAUCUUCCACAUGAGCUUCGGGGUCAUCCUCAGCACCUACAAUCAUGUGUAAGAACCUGUUUUGUUUUUUUCACAAAGUAAACCUCCCACACUUCAGAGGUUUCAUUAACAGGCUCUUUAUUUUGGUUAAAAACAACAGGUACUUCAGGAAGAAGUACAACCUGUACUUGGUUUUCCUCCCUGAGCUCCUGUUCCUCCUGUGCCUGUUCGGUUACCUGGUGUUCAUGAUUUUCUACAAGUGGCUUUUCUUCUCUGUCGAGGACUCCACUGAGGCGCCGAGCAUCCUCAUCCACUUCAUAAAUAUGUUCCUGAUGCAGGGUGACGCUGUGCAGCCUCUCUACCCAGGACAGGUGAGAACAGCAAAGCUGAUCUCGCUCAGACACGAUUAAAGACGUUAUUAAAUGUUGUUGUGCUUCUUCCAGACCGGCCUGCAGAUAUUUCUGGUGGUCAUAGCCGUUCUUACUGUGCCUGUCUUACUCUUGGGGAAACCCGUCUACCUUUACUGGCUUCACAAUGGAAGUCACCGGCUGGGAAUGUACAGGGUGAGGGUUUGAAUCCAUGUCUGACUCCUUGUGUAAAACCUCCUCUGAUGUUUGAUAAAUGAUGAUCUGAUUUUCUCACCCGGGCGGUUUCAGGGAUAUGAGCGUGUGCGGCGAAACAGUGAAGAGGAGCUCUACCUGAUGAGGACUCAUGACAUGGAGGAGGGCAGCAGUCACAGUGAUCUCUCUGUUAGCGGAGAGCGCCAGACAGAAGAGGUGUGCAGAAAAUCAAGCGCAUCAUAAUCCGCCAACUUCAAACCAACACACAGGCUUUAAAUCUGAUUCUUUUGUCUUGAGUUUUGUCUUCUUCUUCUUGUUGUUGUAGUUUGACUUUGCAGAUGAGCUCCUGCAUCAGGCCAUCCACACUAUAGAGUACUGUCUUGGUUGCAUCUCAAACACAGCCUCCUACCUACGACUCUGGGCUCUGAGUCUUGCACACGCUCGUGAGUAUCACUGUAUUUGAAAUAAAACACAGAGGAAGUGAAUCCAUCUCACAGACCUGUCCAAGUACACACACUCUUGAGAAAAAUAGUUAAUAUCCAACUGUAAAUAAUAAUAAUAAUACAUUUUAUUUGUAUAGCUCAAAGACACUUUACAAAAACAUAAAAAUACAGUAGGCAAAAUUAAUAGUAGCAAGCUAAAAACAAGGUAAAAUCAAAUCAAAAGGAUAAAAGAACACAGGUGGGAGGGGCAGAUGUAAGAGGUGGGAUAAUGGUGAGUCAGGGGAGGUCAGGUAAUAAGAGCGAGUGUGAAAAGGUGGGUUUUGAGGGCAGAUUUGAAACUGAUGAGGUCCGGGCAUGCACAGAUGCGUUUAGGGAGGGCGGUCCAGAGGGUGGGGGCGGAGACACUGAAGGCCCAAAUAAAGUGAUAUUCCGGUGUAAAAUUAAUUUAGGGUCAAACACACCGUAACACCGAGUUAGAGACCCCCUCGAGAGAUGAAUGUUGCCGACCGCUUGUUUCUCUAGUUAAACCGACUUUAGUAACGACCGCAGGAUAGCAAUACACAGCGGUCUGAGGAGCCAUAAACAAACCUCAACCAAAACGCCACUCUAUAGCCACAAAUAAUGCUCAGAACAGCACCUAACUUCAUCAAAAGGACAUAUAUCCCUUUAAUGUGUGAAAAGGUUGUUCAUUUGUCCUCUUUUGCUCUCACAGAGCUCUCAGAGGUGCUGUGGACCAUGGUGAUGCGAGUCGGACUACGAAUGAACAGCAUCGUCGGGGUCUUAUUCCUGGUGCCUGUAUUUGGUCUUUUUGCCGUUCUCACAGUGUCCAUCCUCCUGGUGAUGGAGGGUCUAUCUGCAUUCCUACAUGCACUGCGUUUGCACUGGUAAGAAGAGCGUCUGUGUCACUGAGAGGACCAGGGUGCUUAAAGUGAUCUCAGUUUUAUUUAUUUCACAUUUUUGUUUCUUCUCCAGGGUGGAGUUUCAAAAUAAGUUCUACAGCGGCACUGGAUUCAAGUUUUGCCCUUUUUCCUUUUCCCUGCUGCCCUCCAGCUUUGAGCACGAAGGCUUACUGUGAAGAGCGGUCUACUCGUACUUUCAGUGGUAAACAGAGACAACUCAGCAGGCAGCUUGCCAUGAACAUUAAGACAGAUUUAAGAAAUGUUUGAUUUUUAAAAUAAAAACUUUUUAACAUCUUUUCAUAUGAAGAACUUGUGAGGAGAGCGUCACAGACUUACUGCCUUACCAACGGAGCUGUUUUUGUUUUUUUUUAACAGAUUUUUGAGUAUUGCCUCAAAAAUUAUCCUUUUUUCUUUCCUUUUACUGAUUGUAGCAAAGUACUGCUGUCCCAAUCAUUUGCCCUCUCUGCUAGCUGUGAAAUAAUACGCCCCCGCACACAGUCUUUGUGUUGCUACUUCUUAACACUAAGCCUAAGAGCAUACCAAUGUAAAAGGGACUAAAAACACAGAUAGCACAGAGUGUGUUGUUGGAAAAACUGCUGUAUUUGUCUUUGCAAAUUAAAACCUAAAACAUUUUUCGUACCCAAAUUCGUAAAUUAAACAGGAGUUUGUUUUCUGGAAUUGAAAUAUAACAUGAGUCGCAUACACAGUUAGAUCUGUUAAGAGGCAUGUAUUCAUAUCAACUGUCUUUAGCUUUCAUAUGGAGAACAACUUCCACCCAAAGUUACAGCAGAUAAGGAAAAAACUUCACUUCAAUGGCACCAUUGUUUGUCCAAAUUCACAGCAGCUAUAAGGUUAAAUAAGUUCAUACUGUUUUCUUUUUAAAGGAUUCAACACCCUUCCCUCUGAAAAUAACUGAUUAUCGACUUCAGUGUUUUUGUCUCUUCUGUGUCUAGUUAUUUGUAAAGAUGGUAUAACUUUGACGGUUACGCUUCAAGCAGAUCAGUUUUCCUUAUUGCGGGCAGCGAGCAACUCUUUAGAAAUGAAACUCUAACUAAGCAUUUUAUUGCACUGACAGCCUCACAGAAGUCCAACCAAACGACGACAUACUGUAUCUUUACUCUUCACUCUCUCUCUUUUUUUUUUCACUUUGUGGUACCAAAGCACUGCAAAGGAUCUGUGACUCUUCAGUACUGAACAAUACUGAGGCAGGGGUGUUCCCAUGAGAUGUAUAUACCGAUAAAGAAUUACUUUUUAAUUUAUUAAGUUUUAAAAUAUUACAGCAGAAUUGAGUAUGAAUGUAAAUAGCAGAUGAUUUAACAUGUAUGCAUUCACAGUGUUGCCUAUGGGUCUGCCACUUACUGUAAGACUUAACAUUCCUCCUCUGGACAACUCAAUCAUUCAUUUUGUUGAUUCAACUCUACUCGUUUUCUGAGAUUUCUGCUAUCAAAUUCUGCACAGGGGCUCAGCUGUAUCGAAUUCAGUGAGGUCAAGAUGAAAUAAAUAAUGUUGGGCUUUUGUAGUUUUUGUUAAUUUUAUGAUUUUAUUUGAUGAUGUCAGCGGCAGUAAGAUGCUGUCACAGUUUAAAAGUCUCAACUCUGUGCCUGAGGUUCUGAAAAUGAACAGUAUGUGGUAAAAUAUUGAAAAUACAACUCUUGAGCCGGCUGAUCUACUGAGUAGAGUAGUGGUUAAUGAGCAAAUUUUGCCUUUAGUUAGCAGUAAUGAAUUACCUGGGUUGGUUCAAGUGGUUUUGUAGUUUGUUUUUUUUCUUUUGCAGUUAAUUUUAAGAUUUUAAAUCUUUAGAAAACACUCCAUGCUGAACUUCUUUUGGAGGAUCCUCAUUUCAAUAAUAAACUGCACUUCUUUGA
This is a messenger RNA of Xyrichtys novacula (pearly razorfish), 13932 nucleotides long. The record is from the annotation of a GenBank genome assembly. Lineage: Eukaryota; Metazoa; Chordata; Actinopteri; Labriformes; Labridae.